AAAGAUUAACUGGCAUUCUUUAAAAAGGCAUCAGUUUUCUUUCGCACAGGUGUUUGGAGAGCCUGGACUGGAUGCCCACUAGAAUCCUGUGCUGGUCUGUAGAUUUCCUGAAGACCUUAAGACAUGCUGACAUCAUGGUCUCCUUUCUCAGAUUCCUUCUCUCUCUCUUUCUCCCCCACUCUCUCUCUCUCUGUCUCUCACUUUCUCUCCUUUCCUCCCUCCCUCCCUCCUUCCCUGUCCCUCCCUCCUCUGCCCAAUGUCUCCCAAUCUCUUUCUUUCUCUCUUUAGUUCCUCCAGGUAAUUCUUACUUAAACUUGUACCAACUUGUUUUUGACUGACAGUGAACAGUGAGAGAGUUUUCUUCAUUUUGAGGAACCCUAAACACCUAUCUUUCCCAAGGCAACCUGUCUGGACUGAGCAUUUCUCUGACUUGACAUAACUCCCCAUCCAGCCAGGAGUCUGCACUCUUCCGUCUUUGCAGGCAGUAGCAGAAUCCCAUGGUAGCCAGGUGGGUGAAGGGGAGCGAGGACGUUCUACCUGCCUUGAAGAAGACACCUGACCUGCGGAGUGAGUGACCAGGUAGUAGAGGGUUCUGAAGGCAUCACACACUUGAGGGAGGGAGGAGGACAGAGAGGGCUAUGGCACCCUUUGACUGCUGACUGCCAGCUGCUGUCUUUCCCACUGAGAAAUGCUGCCCCCAACACACCCAGAGGCUCUAGGUCUUGUCCUGUGAUUUCUGUCCACCAAGCCUUGAGAGGAGGUAUGAUAGAUGCCAUUAAGUCCAGCACUAGAUACAAAGGACUGCAGCAAAAGUGCUCUCAGCAGAAAGAGGAAACAGGUCCAGUUCAUCCCAAGCCUGGCUUGCUGCCCCUUUGAAAGAGAGUUUAAAACAGAAGCUUCAUGGUGCUGCCUUCAUAAAAACAGAGCCAAGCUUUCCAGAAUCUGGCAGAGGGCUGAGUGCCCGCAGGACACUUGUGUAUCACUCACACUGGAAAACUUAAGCUUCUGUUUUUACUUCAGUGGAUUGAAUGGCAUGCAGUUUCCUCAGCAGUUUAAAAAAAAAAAAAAUGCAUGCAGUCACUUGCAGACAGGCUGCAUUUGUCUCUGCUGGUGCUCACGUUACAAGCUUGUCUGUGCAUUUGGGCAUGCCAGCAUGGUGUUUCAUUUCCAACCUUUACUGUGGUCACUUUCCUCUUCGUUGUACUGAGAAGUGUUGUUGAGGGUAUAGUAAGGCCCUAGUUUAUCAAUUAUAUCCUGUACUUUUCUUCUAACUUGAUCCCAAGAACAGUGGAAUUUGCUUCAAGGUAAACAAGUUUUGAAUAAUUUAUGGCCCUUCUUUGCAACAAAAAUGAAAAUGCAACUUUCUAAGGAAAAAUCAAUUUCAAGGGGGCAUUUAGUAAAUAACGCAGUCUUAAUAAUGUAACAGGAAAAUUAAAAUGCCCAGCAGACCUUUUGCAUCCUGAACAGGUGUUUGCUGCUAAUGGAUACAGUUUCCAUUUCCUUGAAGGGAUUUGCCCAGAGGAUUACUUUCAAAACUUCUAUUGAGAUAAUACUGCUCUAACAGAAAGAGCAUUGCAUGAAUCUGUAUAUCAGUUCCUUAACAAAAGGGAAGUUUUUUAAUUCUUAAAAUACCAAUGAGGUGAAGAAAAACAUGCCGCCCAGGUAAAGUUACUCUGUCAUCACCCGCAUUAUCUUUUUCAAGGAAUGUGGGGGAAAUGUAUGUCAGUCACCAGGCAGGUACUAUAAGACGCUAGAAGCCUCCCAGACAGCUUGUUUCCGGCUGUUAACAUGGAGCAGAGCGUUCCCUGGGGCUGAGCAUGGAAGCCCAGCACUUCUUAUAGGUAUGUCUUUCCUACUACAAUGUUAGAUGCCUACACUUACUGACUUUUUCAUUUGCUCUUUAAAAUAGAUUUCUUCUGCUGGUUCUGCUUAGUUCUACGGAGUAAGGUAGAAUUUUGGUGCCAUAUCUAAAUAUCAUGUCUAAAAUGAUAUUGGAAGCACUUUUCCAAGAAUAACCAGCAUAUUGAUCAAGUCAUUAAUAAAGCCUAAUUAUUUGCUAUAAGAAUGUUUUAGGUUGUUUCAUAACUGAGUUUUUUCCAAAGUCAUAACAAAACUAGGAGAGGUCGUAGAUUCUUAAUUAUUCAUUAGAUUGGGGGAAAACGAAUUGCUAUUACAAAGAAUAUCAUGCAAAAAAUAGGUUUUAAAAAAUGCAUUACUACUAACUGAGUUUUAAAAACGUAUACUAAUAUUCUCCAUAUCAAGAACUGUUUCAUGGGUGGUAGAUUUUAGUUAUAGCAGUACUGGACUAACAGUCAAUAAUUUUAAAUUUUCUAUGAUUGAGAAUACAUGGUAGCUGAAUAUAAGUAAACAUAUUACUCUGUGAGACAUAUGCAUAAGAGUUUGUUAUCACGAAAAACAGCAUAACAUUAUUAUUUUGAAAUACAAGGCUCUGUUUAAACACUUUACCUUAUUUAAUGGUAACAAAAUCCCUGAGGAAUAGGUUGUAUUGCCAUUUAAAACAUUGGAGAGUGGAGGUCCAGAGAGGUUAAAUAGCUUUCUCCAGGUCACACAGCUGAUGAAUUGCAGGGUCAGCAUUUAACUCCGGUUUGCCUUUCUGCAAGGUCUCUGCUCCUCACUCUACCCUACUGACCACCUAAGUACAGAUCAGUUAAUCUUGCCUUCAGAAUUCUCCUUUCUUGUGUACUUCCAUGUACAUUCAUACUUACUUCACAUGAUGAUCCUAUUUUCUGGAAGUUCCACCAUAUAUGGCGAUAAUGAAACGUCCUUGUCAUUUCUCUAAGUAUUUCCAGAGCCUGGCCAUGGAUGCCAUUCACAUCGGCAUGUCCAGCACCCCCCUGGUGAAGCACACUGCUGGGGCUGGGCUCAAGGCCAACAGACCCCGCGUCAUGUCCAAGAGUGGGCACAGCAACGUGAGAAUUGACAAAGUGGAUGGCAUAUACCUACUCUACCUGCAAGACCUGUGGACCACAGUUAUUGACAUGAAGUGGAGAUACAAACUCACCCUGUUCGCCGCCACUUUUGUGAUGACCUGGUUCCUUUUUGGAGUCAUCUACUACGCCAUCGCGUUUAUUCACGGGGACUUAGAACCUGGUGAGCCUAUUUCAAAUCAUACCCCCUGCAUCAUGAAAGUGGACUCUCUCACUGGGGCAUUUCUCUUUUCCCUGGAAUCCCAGACAACCAUUGGCUAUGGAGUCCGUUCCAUCACAGAGGAAUGUCCUCAUGCCAUCUUCCUGUUGGUUGCUCAGUUGGUCAUCACGACCUUGAUUGAGAUCUUCAUCACCGGAACCUUCCUGGCCAAAAUUGCAAGACCCAAAAAGCGGGCUGAGACCAUCAAGUUCAGUCACUGUGCAGUCAUCACCAAGCAGAAUGGGAAGCUGUGCUUGGUGAUUCAGGUAGCCAACAUGAGGAAGAGCCUCUUGAUUCAGUGCCAGCUCUCUGGCAAGCUCCUGCAGACCCACGUCACCAAGGAGGGGGAGCGGAUUCUGCUCAACCAAGCCACUGUCAAAUUCCACGUGGACUCCUCCUCUGAGAGCCCCUUCCUGAUUCUGCCCAUGACCUUCUACCAUGUGCUGGAUGAGACGAGCCCCCUGAGAGACCUCACACCCCAAAACCUAAAAGAGAAGGAGUUUGAGCUUGUGGUCCUCCUCAAUGCCACUGUGGAAUCCACCAGCGCUGUCUGCCAGAGCCGAACAUCUUAUAUCCCAGAGGAAAUCUACUGGGGUUUUGAGUUUGUGCCUGUGGUAUCUCUCUCCAAAAAUGGAAAAUAUGUGGCUGAUUUCAGUCAGUUUGAACAGAUUCGGAAGAGCCCAGAUUGCACCUUUUACUGUGCAGAUUCUGAGAAACAGAAACUUGAGGAGAAGUACAGGCAGGAGGAUCAGAGGGAAAGAGAACUGAGGACACUUUUAUUACAACAGAGCAAUGUCUGAUCAUAGGAGUGCCAUCCAGGUUUAACCCUGCAAGCUGUUUCCACAUCAGAACUCCCAUCAAACACAAAGGUUGCUGUGAAAACGAAAAUGUGUAGAUGCACUCUCAAAAACUGCACGGACAUACAAAAUCCAUCUUUCCCUUUGAUCUUGUGGCUAAACCAGCAUUUCUGUGUUUGAGAGAUUUCCUUUUAAGUGCUUCGAACGAAAGUGAACUCUCAUAAUUCAAAUUGUAUAAAAUAAAGCUACAUUUCUAAGAGCUUGGUGUAGGGCAAUUGGAAUAGUGUCCUGUUAGAUAAACAGACAUUUAGCAAUGCUGACAUUAAAAUGUAUUUCUAUACAAGAUUAUUAGCUCUAAUACAAGAUAUUUAUUUAACCAAUAACCUUAUGGCUGAGAGUUGAAUUGUGGUUCAGUAUUAAUUGAUCUCACUGCUUUAAAACAUGCUGUUUUUGUUCAAGCAGGAAAAAUAUUAUAUCUAAUGAUGUCUAAUACCUAAAAAGAGGUAGAGCGACUCUCUAUUCACAAAAUACAGUAAUUUCAUUUUUACCUUUCUUCAGUGGACUGAAUUGUAUGGAAGGAAAUCGAUCAGAUCUGUCAUUCACAACUGUGGAAACCUACACAAAUGGGGCUGAUGCCAUUGUUUCCUCUAUUUUUUUAUUUUAUUUUUAUGUUUUGGAAUUUACUAUCCUCUUUCCAUUCAAAAUGUUUCCAUUCAAAAUGUGGUUCACAGACCCACCGCGUCAGCACCAUCUGAGCGCUUAUUCGUAACAUGUAGAUUCUCAGGCCCCAGCCAGACUUACAGAAUUGGGGUGUCUAUCUUAACAAGAACCCCAGGUGAUUUGUAUACAGAUAAAAGUUUGAAAGCUCUGCUCUGGACAAUGUUUUCAAGGCAACUUUCCGAAGCCAUGUGGAAAACUGACUCUGUGGGUCCCGUAUCCCCGUGGCAUCCAGACCUGGCCCCUCUUCAUUUCAUUAUUGUUGGCCAAUAUUUCUUUCAGCCAUUUCAUUUCUUGUCUAUUAAAAUGCCUUGCCCAUAAAGGAACUGCAUAGAAUUAUCCCCUGACAUUCCAAGAGCAAAAUAAAGCUCUUGAGAGUAAUUGCCGUCUCAGUCAUGCUUGCUGAUUACAGUUAGCACAAAAGAAAAAUUCAGCUGCCUGACAAUACAGGAAAUGUUCUCAGAUGCUGAAGUUUGUAAGGUCCGGUGGGGCCAUGAGGACGAAGAGGAGCUGAAGGUAAGGAACUCAUAAACAAGAUGACUCUUUGAUGCAUGAACAAGAUUUGAAAAUCUCAAACCUGUAAAGAAUACCCCCGCUAUUUAAAUAAAGCUCAUACCAAGAGGUAACAUUUUGCCCCAGGCAAAAUUCAGGGGUCGAGUGCCCUGCAUUCCUUUGAGGCAAAAAAUAACUGGUCUAUGACUGGUUAAAUGUCCAAAAGGUGAAUUCUCAUUUCAUUCAAACAAAGACAGAUUUGCACAUUCACUCAAGCAGAAUGUGGCCAUGAAUAUUCAGUCCCUGAAUACGUACAAAGAUGUACACGAUUCCCGCCACCACACACACAUACACUCACACACACGUACACACAGACACACAUACGCCCUGGCUCUUCAAGCAUAAUCAUGGUAGUCAUCAGUGAAAGACAUUUGCGAUUAAUACGGCAAGUCCUUGACAAAUAUGUUCAUGUCUAUUUGGUUCUAUAAAAAUAUGAACAUUGGGACUCAGAGAAAAUGGGGAAAAUAAAGUGGAUUCAGAUAAUCAGUGAAAUGAUGGCAUAGAUGACAGUAGAUCUGCUAUAUAUUGAUGUUACUGCAUUUGCAAAUGUCCUCCCAUUAAACAGAAAAUGUGGCUAAAACCCCUGGCCUGGAACUGAACUAGUUUAAGGUGUGUGUAAGGAUAAUGGGAGUAAAGUUUGUGAAAGUUUAAAGAACAAUCUCAAUCCAUGAACAAGAGGGAGGAUGUUGUCUUUAAUUAUUUAGAAGGUUUUUUUUUCCUUGUCUGUUGAUAAAUUUAUGGAAGGUUGCUUUAGAUCUCUAUUCCUUAAAAAAUAUUACGUGGCAGUAUAGUUAGAUAUUAUCUCUUUUAGUUAUUAUACUUGCUAUUUUUCUGUAUACUGUGGUAUAAUCAACAAAAAAUAAUCCCAUGGGCAUGUUUACACCUUUUCUGUUGCACUAUUAAAUUCUUUUCACAGUAUUUAUAUCAAUGCUAAUUUAAAUGUGAUGCUGAUUAAAAAUCUUGCUCAUUUAUAUUGUAUCUGGUACAAGGACAUAGCAUAAGAUUCAGAAAAAAUUUUGUAUUGUCAUUUAGCGUAUCAAUUUCAGCCAAAUUUGGAAGACUUGAUCAUCUUACCUUUUGCUCUACACACUCAAAACAAAUAUUGGAGUAGAAAUAUCACCUUAAAAUAUAUCUUAAUUUACAUUUAGAUAAUAUUAAAAUCACAUUCUAUUAAAAUUGGAAAUUUAAUUAAAAUAAAAAUCAAACAAAA
Messenger RNA from Chlorocebus sabaeus (green monkey), 6423 nucleotides. Lineage: Eukaryota; Metazoa; Chordata; Mammalia; Primates; Cercopithecidae. The record is from RefSeq and is a predicted model, not a curated record.